Molecule: messenger RNA, 471 nt
Organism: Paraphaeosphaeria sporulosa
Lineage: Eukaryota; Fungi; Ascomycota; Dothideomycetes; Pleosporales; Didymosphaeriaceae
Product: kinesin light chain
Exons: 1
Cellular component (GO): kinesin complex
Molecular function (GO): protein binding
Source: RefSeq, a predicted model, not a curated record
GUGCAGGUGAUGGAGACUCGCAAGACGAAGCUCGGAGCAGACCAUCCAGACACGCUAACUAGCAUGGCCAACCUGGCGUCGACAUUUAGGAACCAAGGCCGAUGGGAGGAGGCGGAGAAGCUAGAGGUGCAGGUGAUGGAGAUUCGCAAGACGAAGCUCGGAGCAGAGCAUCCAGACACGCUGACCAGCAUGGCCAACCUGGCGUCGACAUUUUGGAACCAAGGCCGAUGGGAGGAGGCGGAGAAGCUAGAGGUGCAGGUGAUGGAGACGAGCAAGACGAAGCUCGGAGCAGACCAUCCUUCCACGCUGACCAGCAUGAACAACCUAGCUUUCACAUGGAAAUCACUCGGCCGGACUGUAGAAGCUAUACAUCUGAUGCAGCAGUGUGUACAACGGCGUGAACAAGUGCUAGGAGCUAGUCACCCGCACUACUUGUCUUCCCUGCUAGUCCUGGAGCAAUGGGAAGGAGAG